Cimex lectularius (bed bug) is the source of this 11441-nucleotide messenger RNA. RefSeq names its product dystrophin, isoforms A/C/F/G/H-like. Gene Ontology annotation, molecular function: protein binding; zinc ion binding. The record is from RefSeq and is a predicted model, not a curated record. Gene Ontology annotation, cellular component: plasma membrane. The transcript is spliced from 64 exons. Gene Ontology annotation, biological process: synaptic signaling. Lineage: Eukaryota; Metazoa; Arthropoda; Insecta; Hemiptera; Cimicidae. The coding region runs from base 210 to 11018 and encodes 3602 amino acids.
UCCCCACGUCCUGUCGUCUCUCCAGCCAUUCGGCCCGUCAUCGCCUCCAGUCGUGUUUUCGCGUUUUUUUCAGUCGGUACUCGACCGUUUUCUCAGCGUCGGAUGACGGCCGCGCCCCCGUCCCGUCUCGCUUUGCCACCGUGUCGCGAUCCCGACAACGACCAAACCACCUGUGGAUUUUUUAGCCGGAUUCUCACCAUUCGGAAACCAUGGAUACCGUUUACAUAGAUGAACGGGAAGAUGUCCAGAAGAAAACCUUUGCAAAAUGGAUCAAUUCACAACUGGCCAAGAAAAAGUGCAGUCCGAUUUCUGAUCUGGUCGUCGAUCUUCAGGAUGGGACUAAUCUUCUAACUCUAUUAGAAAUACUCACUGGAAAUGAGUUUAAAAGAGAAAGGGGACAAAUGCGAGUACAUCACUUGAACAAUGUCAACAGGGCUUUACAAAUUCUUGUAAAAAACAAUGUAAAACUAGUAAAUAUAAGUAGUAAUGAUAUUGUCGAUGGGAAUACAAAAUUAAUACUCGGACUUGUAUGGAGCAUUAUAAUGCACUGGCAGGUCCACUGGACGAUAAAGGAACAUAUGUCAGACCUGGAACAGACCAAUUUGGAGAAAACUUUGUUGAAUUGGUGCAAACAGAACACAAUGAAAUAUGGAGUUACAGUAAAUAAUUUUACAACAAGCUGGUCUGAUGGUUGUGCAUUUAAUGCUCUUAUCCAUAAUUACCGACCUGAAUUAUUUGACUAUCCGAGCAUCAUGAGAAAAUUGCCAAAUGCCAGACUUGAGCAUGCUUUCAGUAUCGCCCAGGAACAUUUGAAUAUUGAAAGAUUACUCGAUGUUGAAGACGUCAAUACUGCCGUGCCUGACAAGAAAUCUGUGAUGAUGUACGUGAUGUGUCUGUUUCAAUCUCUUCCGCAGUCUUCGCUGCAGAGGAACAACAUGUCCGAGUUGUCUCAGACGGAGUGUGAAAGCAGUUCGAGCGGACGUCCGCUAAGUGUUGCGACAAAUGUCUCAGUCGAGCUUGGCGGGUACCAGGUGGCUCUGGAAGAAGUGCUAACCUGGCUUUUAGAAGCAGAAGACAAACUUCUUGUUGAACAACCAUUGGCCAACAAUCUUGAGCAGAUUAAAGUUCAGUUUAGCAAUCACGAGGCUUUUAUAAGCGAAUUGUACAAGCACAGAGAUGGUGUUAGUGCCGUUUUGAAAGAAGGCGUGAGGAUGUUAGGUGAAGGAGGUCUUACGAGAGAAGAGGAAGAAGAAGUAAGGGUUCAGAUGAGGCUGCUCAAUUCAAGAUGGGAAACUCUCAGGCUGAACGCCAUACAAAAACAAUCAAGGAUAUACGAGGCGGUCAUGACCCUGCAAGACAUGGAAAUCGAAUCACUUAAACAGUGGAUGACACAGAUCGAAGACAGGAUUUCAAAAAUGGCAGAAGUUAAUACAGACUUGUCCAGCUCGUUGAAGCAGCAGCUUCAUUCCCACAAUCAACUGCUGAAAGACAUUGAAGAAAAACAAGCAGUCGUUGACACUUUAUCACAAUUUGUUAUUAUCAUUGAUGACAACACUGCUGAAACGCAAUCUCAGAUUGAAGACCAACUGUCCGCUCUGGCUGAAAGGUGGUCGCACAUUCUCCAGUGGGCUCAAGAAAGGGGCUCGAAACUUCAGACGUUUAUCGAUAAAGUUUCAGAGAUUGAACAGAGCCUGACAACUCUGGAGAACGCCAUCAGCGAGCACGAGAGGAGGUUGAAAAUCAUGGAAGUUCAGCCUACCUCCCGGAUGGGCGAAACUUUGGAAAGGAUCAAAGAGCUUCAGCAAGUACAACAUUGUUUGGACAACUAUCACAUAACGACGAAUCAAAUCGAGAACGAGCUUCAAGAGAUUAGCAAAGAAUUUGGCGAACAAUCAAUCAAUGAAUAUCUCAGCAGGUGCGAGACCAUCACAGAUAGAUGCGAAGCUGUUCAGUUAAUGAUGGACAUCCAAGCAAACAGGAUAAAUAAUGUCGGUUUUGAGCUAAGGCCGGUUAUAUCAGACAAACCGUCUACCAUUUCAACCACAAGGGCUUGGCAGAUACCAAACGAAAUGAUACCGGAAUUACAGGAGCAUUGGUCUCAUAUCGGCAGCGUUGAACAGUACGUUUCCGAUUUGUGCAGCAAUAAAAUUGAAUCAUUACAAUCAGGCAAAGAAAUGCUGAACCUGUUGAGAAGUAAGGAGCAGGAAAUGAUCAAGUUGAAUGAACUUAUAAGUGAAAUAUCGUCGAAAAUGCCUUGUGAAGAGACAAAUUCGUUGAAAGAAAAAUGUUACAAACUCGCCUCAACAAUUAGUGAGAUAGUGACAAGGGUUGAAACAGAAGAAAAGUAUCUAUCAGCCGGUAAUGACAAUAAUCACAUGGACCUCGAGACAUCCCUGAUGAGAGAAACCGUGGAUGAAAGUGUUGAGGAUGCAGUUGAGAGAACGUUGAGCAAAGAAGAAGAGGACCAAAUAUCAAAGGUUUUGUCUCAAAUAAAAGAAGUCAAAGAAUGGCUAAUCGAUGUCAAUUUGAAAUGCCACCACGGCCAGUUGGAAGUUAAAGAUUCAAGCGAGCUUUUCAAACUUAAAGAAAAGUACCAACAUUUAAAAGAUGACAUCGACAAAAGGAGCCACGAGUUCAGACAUUUAUACAACAAUGGUACUGAAUUGGUCAAUGAGCUUGUAAACCACUCAAAAGCUCAUCCUUUGUACGAAGAACUUGAAACUCUAAGCCAAUUGUGGAUGUCUAUUACAACGGUUGUUGUCCAGCACCAUAAUUUACUACAAGACGCAUCGUAUAAAUACGGAGAAUUCCGAGCACUUGUGGCGAAGGAAACAGUUUAUUUGGACAAGCUUGAAAAACGGCUUAGAAAAUCCCCUACGUCAGCUGCCGAUGCAGAAGAAAUUUCACAAGAUUUAGAUGAUUUAGAAAAUUACAUAAACAACCAUUCUGAAGGUAGAAUAAUACAGCUUGAAGAAUUCGGCAAACAUUUAGUUGAUGUGCACGUCAUGAAAGAUAAUAUUAACGAAGAGAUGAACGCUGUAGCUGCAAGGUGGCAUCAAUUAUGCCAAGAGGCUAAAGAUAGAGCGCAUAUUCUUGAAAUAUCAGUCGAAGAGGCGAAACAGUCCGAGACGAAUAUAGUCCAGUUUCAAGAAUGGCUCGAUCACGUUACGGCUCAGAUCAACUCGCGUAUCGACAACGACCUCACAUCCGACGAUCUUCCGGAUGAUGUUCAAAGAAUGCUUGACGAGUUUGAAAAACAAGCGAAUACGUUGAAAGAGAUGGAGGAAGAAGUGAAGCGUUACAAAUCAGAGGGGAAAGUCGAAGCGGCCCUAAGGCUCCAUGAGCAGAUGGUUCUUCUUAAGGCUCAUUUCAUGAAAGUAAUGGAUAGAUUCGAAGACUGGAGAAGCGCCAAUAAUGUUGAACCGAGAUUGUGUCGAGCUUUGAGGGAACUCAGAGGCGUCGAAGAUGCCUGCUGCCUUCUAGAUCUGGCUUCAGACGAGCCUGAAGCAAUCCAGGGACAAUUAAAUCACUGCAUGAGAUUCUAUCAGAUGUUAAGUGACUUGAAAGCUGAAGUUGAAAAUAUCAUUAAGUCAGGAAGGAAGAUGGUUGAAGACAAUGUGAUAGUAGACGCUGAACAGUAUACAAUUCGGCUUGACACAUUAAAACAGCUCUACAAUAAGUUAGGAGAGGAAAUCACAUCGUCCAAAGCUAUGUUGGAAAACGCUUUAGAAGUAUCACAGAACUUACAGUCGAAUUUGACAAAUUUGAACUCUUGGUCGCAAGCUAUCAACAAUGAUUUGGAACAGAUUGAAGCCACACCUUCAAAUGACCGAGAUAUCUCGGCUGAAAUCACAUUUGUCAAAGAAACUUUAGAUGAGUGGAAGAAACAACAAAUAACAAAAGAUAAGAUUAAUGAUGGUUAUAAAAAGUUCUUGACGCUCUGCGAUGUUACUUAUCUGGAAACUUUAAAGGAUAGAGUGUCCGAGUGUGUAAAUAAAUUUGAAAACGUAUCCAAACGGCUUGAACUCAUGUUAGGACAGUUGGAGGGUAUUGAGAAAUCUAAAGUUGCCAAGAUUGAAGAAAAAAGGUCGACUGAGAGCGACAUGAAAGAAAUACCGACGAUAUCAGUGACAGAGGUCGAACAGAAUGAAGUCCACGAGAACAAGAAUUCUGGGCUUUCAAAACACGAAAAGGAAAAGGUCUCCAAGGCGCCAAAAUCGACAGCGAACCGUGGGAGUGUUUACGAAAAUGUUGAUUAUAUUGAAACAAUCCCUGAAGAGAUGGAGACAGAAACGUUCAAUUUGGCCAAGGAGAGUACACUGUUUUCUCAAGUAUCCGACAACACAUUAAACGAGUCGAAUGUGUCUUCUGAAAAAAUUUUAGAUUCUGAAAACAAAAGUUGUCAGAUGGUCGAAGUGAAAGAGAUGGAAAUUAAAAAAUCAAUCCUGACAUCGAUAGAGCCUAUGGAGCAUUCUAUAGGCGGCCCUGAAUCUGUGGAAAUCGUUGAAAUUUUCGAUUCCGGAGCAGAAGAUUCAGAUGUAGAUCAGAAAGACGAGAGAUCACCUAGAACGGUGAGAAGAGUCGUGUCGUCGAAGAACAAACAAUUCUUGCCAUCUGAAGAAGUUUUGUCCAAGCGUCAGAAAGUAGAAACAGACAAUUCAAAAGACACUCAAGAAAAACUGCCUGAGUCUCCGGCGCCAAAGCAGGACAUGGAAAUACCACCAGUCUGCCUCAAAAUAUCAGAUCGAAUGGCUCAUAUGCAAUGGACAACAGUUUCGACCAUUGCCGAUCAGAGGAAAGACGAAAAUCUCCCUGAAGUUACUUUAAGCAAGGAAGUACAAGUUUCAAAAACGUAUGAGAUAAUCGGAAACUUUUCAAAAAACGAUGCACCAUCGAGCCCAAUAGAAGACAACGACAGCUUUUAUGGAAGUGACAAAGAAACUGAUGAUGUUGUAGUGUUUUCCGAAGACGAGACUAGAAAUGAAGAUACAAGUUCUGACACAAACGAAGAUGACAUGAGUAAUGACAGUCCGAAGGGGAAGACCUCCGUGAUGUACGACAACGGAUUCGACCCGAUGUCUGCGACCCGGACUGUUGACAAUUUUGCCGACUCCCCCUCGCUCCCUCUCGACCAGGAAGUCGCCGAAUAUGAAGAGGCUGCUUCCGAAAUGCUAGAAAGGAUGGAAGGAACUUUAGGAGUCGUUAAACUAGUCACGAACGAAAAGGAUCCUGGUAGACGUUUAGAGGUGUUAGAAAGAGAAAUAAGUCAGAUCGCUCCCGACGCGGCCACUUUAAUAAGCAGAGGCGAUGGGCUUAUACUUCGUGUCCAUUGCUCUUGCCCUGAAAAAGCCAUGCUGCUUACAUCAUCCUGUCAGAACAAACUUAGAGCUAAAUGGGCCCAGGUCAUGCAGCAAACAGAGGCUCACAAAGUUGACGCACAGAGAGCAGAAUAUUUGUUAACAGAAUAUCACAAUUUAAUAUGUAAGAUUAAUACUAAAAUUACUAACAUAAACAGCAAAUUAGAACAAGCUAACACUGAUGAAGCCAAACUGCAGUCUGUUAUGUCUGAAUAUGGCGCUUGUGAGGAGUCGGUUUCUCGCCUUUUUGACAUAACAGGAGAACUGGCCAAUCUCAGGGUAAUGACGGACAGCAGAGAGCUUCCAGCAGCCUGGAAAUCGCUCAGCAAUAAGUUAAACUCGCUCAAAGCGAAUCCAAAGCUCACAGAGAAGAACGCGGAUAAGGUCGGCGAUUUUAAACAGGACAUGAUGGAUUCCCCGGCUGAUUAUGUCGCACAUGUGAACAAAGUUCGCGAUUCUAUUUCGUCCAUCGCGAGGAAACUUAAACAGCCUCCUCUCUCGACAGAUUUCGAUCCGUUCGACCUCCAAGAAGAUGCUCUGAAAGAUAUCCAUGAGAAAUUAUCCAAAUUGAAACUCGACGCCGAUAAGAUUGAUCAGAAGAGGAAUAAAAUUUUGCGCAAGGUACACGGAGAAGGAAGGGAAAACGUCGUCAAAGCUGUUGACAGGUUGAAGCAGGAAUGGGACUCGGCCAAUACGAAUUUAACAGACCGUUGGAGCCAUUUGACAAAAUGCAAAGAACAGUGGGAAUCUCUGAGAAAAAAUUGUGAAAAGUUCAGCAAUUGGCUGUCGAGUAUGGAAGAGUCGACGAGAGAUUUGGACCCGAACAAAUAUUCAAUAGUGGAAGUCAAAGCUAAAAUGAGAGACCUUGAGAAACAAGCAACUACAAAAACAGGUGUGGUCAACAGUAUAGCAGGAGCUGGCCGAGAUAUGGUCGCGUUGGGCGGUUCUCAGGCGAUGGAGAUGUGGCAGACUGUCGAAUCUCUCCGUCACAGAUGGAACCACCUUCUCACGAAUUUUAAAACGACACGCGAGCUACUCACCCAUCUGCAAAGUGGGAAGCAGACUAGAGGCCUUGUUGACUCGACCAUGGCUACACUCGAAGAGGUGACGUCUCUUUUGAGCUCUCCUUCUAAUCCGUCCGACGAAGCUGCUCUCUCAGUCAGGAUCAAUUUGGUCAAAACUUUGCAAGAAGAACUCGAGAAGAAGAAGAAAGAACUCGAAAAUUUCGAAUCGAACGGGCAGGCGGAGAAAAUCAAACAGAUUAUUUUAGAGAUAAACAAGGCCCAAGAUCUUCUCUCCGAGCACAAAGACUAUCUCAAUGCAAAAUUGACAUCCCUGAAAAGACUUCUUGCCCAAUUGGACUGUGUAGCGACAUGGACCAGCGAGGUCAGAACGAGGGUCAACAUCUGUCAGGAAUUGACACCAACCGAGAAAUCCAAAAUCCUCAACAACAUUAUGUCAAGCCUUUCCGAUAGGUUUAUCGAAGUGAAAGAGCUGAAGGAGAACUUCAACAAUCUGGACAAGGAAUGCGGAGGCGACAUGCCCGGCGAAUUACGAGAACAAAUCCGGAAGCUGUCCGAAAAUUGGAACUAUUUGAAAAGCUUGAGCGAGUCCUCCUCCCAGCCGCAACAAUCCCCUUCACCGGCCAAGUCCGGCCCUCAAUCUUUCGAAAAAGUCACUACCACCAGCCAAUUAUUGAAAUCUUCUCCUGCCUCUGGGAAAAAGGCGUCAGACCUCAUCGACCAACAGAAGUCACCUGCAGUUCAGGCAAAAACCUCUGGGAAAAAGCCGUCAGACCUCAUCGACCAGCAGAAGUCACCUGUAGUACAGCAAAAAGGUACCUUUGCUGUCGGCGGGGAUGUGAAAGGGGGCAGAGCUAGCCCUAGGCUUCUGCCCCCGGCGUUUUCAAGUCCUAGAACAACCCUUCUAGCAAGCCUCGACAAGUCGAUUCUACAGAUUCGCGAUUGGCUGACUUUGGACCAAGAAAUGCUCAGGCAACAGUCUGUCGUCGUCGGCAGUGUCCAGGACAUCAUCGCUGUCCUGGAUAAGCAGAAGAAUGUCCUGCGCGAGUUGGAACAGAAGAAGCCCCAGCUUGACGAAUUGGUGCACACGGCGGAAAACCUGAAAGCGGAUUUCAACAGGCAGCAAGUCCACGGGAAAGAGAGGCGGCCAAGUUGCAGCUCGUUGUUCUACCACGUUUUGGAAGUAGUAAAAGCUGAUAGCCUACCAGUCGACGAUAGAACUUUGAUCGACAUUCAACAGAAAAGAGCUUACAGACACGGGCUGAAUCUCUACGGUGAAAUGAGCAACAGAGUUAGCAAAUUGAGAGAACAUUGGGAUGAGACGAACAGCAAGGUCAUGCAGAGGAAAACGGAGCUGGACGCCAUGCUCACCGACAGUCAACGUUACGAGGCGAAAAGGCAGGAAGUCGACACGUGGAUCACCAGAAUGGAGGCACGUCUCGCGAGGAUGGCCAACGUCGGCCACACGGCAGACGUUUUGGAAGCUCAAAUGCGAGAACAAAAGUCGUUCCAUGCCGAAUUACACCAGUAUAAACACCACAUCGAUCUUUUUAACCAGCUCACACAAAAACUGAUCGCAGUUUAUCAGCAAGACGACACGACAAAAGUGAAGAAAACAACGGAAACAAUCAACCAACGCUACAACGAUUUGAACACGAGUAUCAUCAAUCGCGGAAAAGGGUUGCAUUCCGCCAUCAACUCACUGCACAACUUCGACCGGUCUUUGGAGAAUUUCCUCGCCUGGCUCAGCGAAGUAGAAUCGGGCCUGGAAGCGCUGGAAGCAGAUGCUGACCGAGAAGCUAAACCGCUGAGAGAAUUAAAGGUGAGUCUGACAGCAAGUGAAUUUAAGAACAAAAUGUAUAAGGAUGUCCAGAGCGAGAUCGAGAGCCACAAAGAGGUGUUCAGCUCACUCAAUGGAACCGGAAGAAAACUCCUGGGCAGCUUGACGUCCCAGGACGACGCCGUCAUGCUCCAGAGGCGUUUGGACGAGAUGAACCAAAGGUGGAACCACCUGAAGAACAAGUCCAUGGCCAUCAGGAACCGCCUGGAGAGCAAUACGGAACAUUGGAACGCUCUUCUACUCUCGUUGAGAGAACUGAUCGAAUGGGUGAUAAGGAAGGAUACAGAGCUGUCAAGUCUGACUACGAUACAAGCUGACACCAAUUCUCUCAUCAAACAACAAGACGAUCACAGGGCGUUCAGACGGCAGCUGGAAGACAAAAGGCCGGUUGUGGAGAGCAACCUGCUUUCUGGACGGCAGUACAUCGCCAACGAACCUCCACUUUCGGACACUAGCGACAGCGAAGUCGGAGGUGGUGACGAUUCACGUGGGUACAGGACGGCUGAACAGCAGGCUCGAGAGCUGACACGCUGUAUAAGAAGGGAAGUGAAUAAAUUGUCAGAAAAAUGGAACGCCCUCAUCGACAGAUCUGCUAGAUGGCAUGACACCCUCGAUGACACACUGACCAGAAUGCGGCUGUUCGAGAAAUGUCUGGAAGACGCGAGCGGACGCCUGGCCGCGUCUGAAACGGCUUGCGCGUCCUGGCAGCCGACCACGGAUCCAGCACAAGCGCCCGCACAACUCGACAACCUCCAGAAAUUCGGCGAACGCCUCGGACCUUUGACUCGUUCCAUCGAAGACAUGAACGACCACGUCGCCGCGUUCAGAUCCAGCGGUGUCAACGUCUCGCCCGCUCUGCUCGCCCGCGUCGACGACCUCAACGCGAGGUGGCGAGCGAUCCAAAUGACGGUAGACGACAGGUUUAAGGCGUUGAGAGGUCUCACAUCAGGCGGAGCACCACCGAAUCACAGCUUUCUGUCUGCGUCUGUUGAUCAUCCGUGGGAGAGAGCGACGACACCCAGCAAAGUGCCUUACUACAUCAAUCACCAGUUGGAAACAACACACUGGGACCACCCUAAAAUGUCUGAGCUUAUGAAUUCACUCUCGGAAUUGAAUGAAGUCCGCUUCUCCGCUUAUAGGACUGCCUUGAAGCUCAGAACCGUUCAAAAAAGGAUGUGCUUGGAUCUUGUAACUGUUAACCAAGCGAUUGAUGCAUUUGAUAGUCACGGUCUUAGGGCACAAAACGAUAAAGUUCUAGAUGUAACAGACAUGAUUAGCGUCUUAAAUACUAUCUAUGACCAAAUAGCUGCAGAAAAUCCAUCACGUGUCGACGUACCUUUAUGCUUGGACUUGGCUGUCAAUUGGCUAUUAAAUGUUUACGACAGUCAACGAACAGGUCAAGUUAGAGUACUUUCUUUUAAAGUUGGAAUUGUAUUAUUAUGUAAGGGGCAUUUAGAACAAAAAUAUAGGUAUUUAUUUAGACUUAUGGCAGAUCCGAGUAGGUUAGUUGAUCAGAGGAAAUUAGGACUUCUUCUUCAUGACUGCAUACAGAUACCGCGACAGCUGGGCGAAGUCGCUUCCUUCGGUGGGUCCAACAUUGAGCCUUCGGUCAGGAGUUGUUUUGAACAGGCUGGUAACAACACCACGACCAUCGAAGCGGUUCAGUUCCUCAGUUGGCUCGAACGGGAACCACAAAGCAUGGUCUGGCUUCCUGUUUUGCAUAGAGUAGCAGCUAGUGAACAGGCCAAACAUCAAGCCAAGUGCAACAUUUGCAAGCAGUAUCCGAUAAUUGGUUUUAGGUAUCGCUGCUUGAAAUGUUUCAAUUUUGAUAUGUGUCAAAGUUGCUUCUUUUCCGGCCGCAAAGCGAAGAGUCAUAAAUUGACCCACCCAAUGCAGGAGUAUUGUACAGCUACAACAUCAGGAGAAGACGUACGAGAUUUCACAAGAGCUCUUAGGAACAAGUUCAAAUCGAAAAGGUACUGGGCUAAACACCCAAGAGUCGGAUAUUUGCCGGUUCAGACCGUACUGGAAGGGGAUCCUCUCGCUGCGCCGCCUACGCCGCCUCAUCCCGGCCCAGCGAACAAUGCACAGCACGAUGUUCAUUCAACUUUGGAAAUGUACGCCUCGAGGCUUGCCGAGGUUGAAUUGCGUACAAGGACCAAUUCCACACCUGACUCUGAGUCUUACAGGGAAGAUGAACACCAGUUAAUAGCGCAAUAUUGUCAUUCUUUGAAUGGUGGUGAGCCUGGUAGCAUACCGCGAAGCCCUGUGCAAGUCAUGGCUGCCAUCGACGCCGAUCAAAGACACGAAUUAGAAGCUAUGAUAAGGGAGUUAGAAGAGGAAAACGCAGGCCUUCAGGCAGAAUGGGAGCGACUAAGAGGCAAAUCAGGUGGACUAGGCAACGGAAGUACAGCCAACGACAUGAUAGGAGAAGAGGUUGACAUGGUAGCAGAGGCGAAACUUCUCAGGCAGCAUAAAGGAAGGCUCGAAGCACGAAUGCAAAUUCUCGAAGAUCACAAUCGCCAGUUAGAAGCCCAAUUGCAACGGCUGAGACAUCUAUUACACGAGCCUGGAGGUAAAUCAGGGACAGGAACCCUUCAAACUCGCUCGGUCACGGCGUCCCAAUUAGCACAAGAUUCUCCAGCGAAACAAAUCGAACAAGCUGGAGUACGCUGGGAGAGGCCGCCUCCUCCAGCGAUGUCUGUCUCCCACAACUUAUCAAGUCUUCAUCAUAUAGCAGGUGACUUGGGCAAAGCUGUUAGUGAACUUGUGUCUGCAAUGACAGAGGAAACAACAUAAACAAUAAUUAUAAUUUUAAAAAACAUAUCUCCUAACCCUUAUCAUCAAUGUAAAUAUACAUAUCACAAUGUCGACAUAAAUAAUUUAAAAAUUAACGGUUUCUCUGUAACAGCUCAUAUCAUUAAAAAAUUAUAUAUAUCUUCCCCCUUUCAUAUCAUUUGUUACACAUUCCAGGUUGUAGUAAUUGUAAUGGAAAUAUGACAAAAAAGAAAAACCUUUCGCCUAAACGAAACAGCAUUCUUCCCUUUAAUCAUAUCAUGUAAAAACUAUUGAUAUUAUAAGUAGAUUAAAAUUAUACAUAUAUAAAUAAUGUAUCCGUUUUCAAGAUUGUUUUUGAAGUUUUAGUUACUGUACCGAUUCGAAUUUGGAAUCAAAUUUUUGUGUUAUGUUAUGUUAAAAAAAAUUAUAUAUGUAUUUGUAACA